AUGCACAUCCGCGCGAGUCUCUUGCUGCUCUUUUGUUUCCCCGUCUUGUUAAACGCCGCAUCCUCCUCCGACAAAGGUGGCAGCGAUUCCUUGAUGUUGAGCUGUGGGUUGGACAAAAGCGGUGCCAAAGACAGCGACGGUAGACAAUGGAGCUCCGAUGAGAAGUACCUCUCAGAGAAUAACACCCUCACGUUCAAAGCCUCUUUCCAAGACCCUUCGCUUUUGUCCGAGGUUCCAUAUAUGACUGCACGAAUUUUCACCAGUAAAGCAUCCUACAAGUUCCCCAUCCAAGGUGACAAACGUUACUGGCUCAGGCUCCAUUUCUACCCCUCCUCUUACAACACCUUCGACCCCGUUGACUCUUAUUUCUCCGUCACCGCAAACGGCCUCAAGCUUCUUUCCAACUUCAGCGCCUCCGUCACGUGCCAAGCCCUCUCACAGGCCUACCUCGACCGAGAGUAUUCCCUUGCGCCUUUGGAUUCCGACACUCUCACCGUCACCUUCACGCCCUCUGACAAGCACGAUAAAGCUUUUGCUUUUAUUAAUGGGAUUCAGCUCAUCGAAAUGCCGGAGUUGUUUGACGAGGCUCCCUUGUUGGGUUUCGAUGACCAAACCAUGGAUACCAAGACUAUGCAUUUUCAGACCAUGUUCAGGUUAAACGUUGGAGGACAAUACAUCGCUCCAAAUAAUGAUUCUGGUCUAUCCAGAACGUGGUACGAUGAUACGCCUUAUAUUUAUGGUUCUGCCACUGGUGUCACCAACCAAGCUACCAAGGAAGAAAAAAUCGACUACAAAACCCAGCCAGAGUCCAUUGCUCCUGUCGAUAUCUACUCCACUUCCCGAUCCAUGGGAGCCAAUAAGGAUGUCAACAUGGGCUACAAUCUCACAUGGAUAUUCCAAGUUGACCCGGCUUCUAUGUAUCUUACCCGGUUGCAUUUCUGCGAAUAUCACUAUUCCAAACUAAAUCAGAUUGUUUUCAAAAUCUACAUCAACAACCGCACAGCGGAGACUGCUGCUGAUGUGAUUGGGUGGUCAGGAGGUCAAGGAGUGCCAACGUACAAGGAUUAUGUAUUAUAUGUGAAAGAUCAACCAGGUGAUGAUCAACUCUGGCUUGCUUUGCACCCUGCAAAUGAAUCAAAGCCAGAAUUUUAUGACGCGUUACUCAAUGGGGUGGAGGUGUUCAAGCUCAAUGACACAGACCUGUCUGGUCCCAAUCCCCAGCCUUCUGAAAUGCUGGUUCAACAUGAACACAAGUCAAAUACUUUCCAUAGAAAACAUGAGACUAGUAGGACUUUUGUUAUAAGCACUGCUGGGGGUGCUGCAGGUUUUGCCUUGGUGGCUGCAAUAGUUGUUGUUGCUCGUCGGCAAAAGAAAAAGAGAGCUCCGGGGACGUACACCGGCACGUCCAGCUGGCUGCCUCUUUAUGGCCAUUCGCACACAGCAGGCACCAAAUCCUCAGGAUCAGGGAAGAGUGUGGGCCAUUCCAACCUAACAGCCAUGACUCAAGGAUUGUGCCGCUAUUUCUCCUUACAUGAUAUGAAGCAAGCAACCAAGAAUUUCGAUGAAUCUAACGUGAUAGGGGUGGGAGGGUUUGGAAAGGUUUAUAAGGGUGUUAUUGAUAAUGGAUUCAAAGUUGCAAUCAAGAGAUCGAACCCGCAAUCAGAACAAGGAGUGAACGAGUUUCAGACAGAGAUUGAGAUGCUGUCCAAGUUGAGACACAAGCAUUUGGUGUCCUUGAUUGGUUUUUGCGAGGAGGGUGAUGAGAUGUGUCUGGUUUAUGACUACAUGGCUCUUGGCACCAUGAGGGAACACCUUUACAAGGGAAACAAGCCAUUAGACCUGCUAACAUGGAAGCAGAGGUUGGAGAUCUGCAUAGGAGCUGCAAGAGGCCUUCACUACCUUCACACUGGAGCAAAAUACACCAUCAUUCACAGAGAUGUCAAAACAACCAACAUUCUCCUUGAUGAAAACUGGGUUGCCAAGGUUUCAGAUUUUGGACUGUCCAAAACAGGUCCAAACAUGAAUCAAGGUCAUAUUAGUACAGUGGUGAAGGGUAGCUUUGGAUACUUGGAUCCCGAAUAUUUCAGGAGGCAACAGUUGACUGAGAAGUCUGAUGUGUACUCGUUUGGGGUGGUGCUGUUUGAGGCCCUUUGUGCAAGGCCUGCUCUCAACCCUAACCUUCCGAAGGAACAGGUAAGCCUUGCGGAAUGGGCAUUGUACAACAAAAGAAAAGGAAACCUUGAGGACAUCAUUGACCCCAGCAUCAAAGGGAAGAUGAACCCUGAAAGUUUGACCAAGUUUGCUGAUACAGCUGAGAAGUGUGUAUCUGAUAAUGGAUUCGAACGACCCUCCAUGAAUGACUUGUUGUGGAAUCUCGAAUUCGCUCUCAACUUGGAAAAAAACACAGAUGGUUCAACUGCUCCAGGUCGGGACGAAGGUGAGUUCUCAGAAGUAAGCUUGGAACACAACAGGGCCGCUCAUUACAAAAACCUCAGCCUUGAAAGCGAGAAAGGGCUUAGCCAAGACUCCGGUAAUGGUAGCUCUGCUGUCAUCUUCUCUCAAAUUACCAAUGCAACAGGACGAUGAACAUAAACCACUAUAGAAGACGGGUUCAGGAUUACAGAACCAGCUUUUAGCGUUUGUUUUAGAGUACACUGUACACAGUUUCUUCUACAGUUGUCCCUUUAAAUAGCUCACUAAGUCUGAUUGUCUAUAGCCCAAUAGCAACUCGUUGUACA
Vigna angularis (adzuki bean) is the source of this 2738-nucleotide messenger RNA. Its product is annotated as receptor-like protein kinase ANXUR2. Gene Ontology annotation, molecular function: transmembrane receptor protein tyrosine kinase activity; ATP binding. Bases 1 to 2586 code for a protein of 861 amino acids. The transcript has a single exon. Gene Ontology annotation, cellular component: plasmodesma; plasma membrane. The record is from RefSeq and is a predicted model, not a curated record. Lineage: Eukaryota; Viridiplantae; Streptophyta; Magnoliopsida; Fabales; Fabaceae. Gene Ontology annotation, biological process: protein autophosphorylation.